This is a messenger RNA of Somion occarium, 1346 nucleotides long. The record is from the annotation of a GenBank genome assembly. NCBI's taxonomy places the organism in Eukaryota, Fungi, Basidiomycota, Agaricomycetes, Polyporales, Cerrenaceae.
ACAACAGUUUCUCCUUCACCUUCAUCAUCCAUGUCUUCACUCGUCUCAUUGCUUUCCUUCAGUGCGCAUUCCGCCGAUGUGUAAUUUGGUAAGUCUGGCAUCUCUGUCUAUACCCAAAUUCGUCAUUGUCUUUUGGUUCCACAGACAUAAGUGAUGUCGUAUGGCCACUUUCGGCAACAACUCCAGAGGAUGUAUCCCUCGUUCUUGACUUCAUCAUCAUGAUCAUCAUGAAUAUGACAUCCGUUGAGUUUGACAUACUAAGCAGUAAGCAUACUCGAGCUUGGAAUAGCUUUUGCUAUACAGUUGAGCAUGCAGCGCCCUGUGCCCUUGACGUUGGCCGGGUCGGAUCGCACUUGAGUGCCGACAGGAGAACGGAGAGGACUGCAUGCGCAUAUAAAACCAGAGUGUUCCAGAGUCCAGGCUGCUCCACUGCCCUCGUCCCGGGCGGGUAUAUAAGACCUCCUGUCUUUGCAUGAACUCACCAAAACACAACAACUUCAACCAUGAUUGCAUUCACAUAUGUCCUUCUUCCUCUGCUUGCAUUCAGCUCUGCUGCAUUCCCCGUCCCUGUCACCUCAGACCCUCCGACAAUUGAUCACCCCGCACCCGGAACUCACAUUGCUCCGGGGGCUGCGUUCGAUUUCAGCUAUAACGGCCUUGCCGACUACGGCAAGUCUAGUUAUGGAUUUCAUGUCUGGCUUCUAGGCGACGAUGCUUUGAAUAAGACGUUGUCGCCGACAGACUUCUUCACAAAUGGGUACUACUUCGGAAAAUUCGACUACCCGAACUAUCCUGCUAUUCCUUAUGCUCAGCAUCCGGCACCUGCUCAAUUCAUAAUGCCGGACUUUUCCAAACCACAAGGUGGUUUCGGAGGAGGUAAGGCCGUUAGUGAUUACAAAUUUCAAUUCGUAGUCUUCGAAGAAUGGGCCGAUGGUGCGGUGAGUAGAUUGAUUUUAAGCCAUGCUGGACGUGUAUUCACUUCGGCGGUUCUGUGUAUUAGGGCGAGGUUGGACGCAAACUUGCAGUCACAGCAAACGAGAUCAUCUACAAUGCGACGACGUCAUGAUGAGCGCUGCGUAUUCCUAUUCUCUGAUACCCCGAGGAUAGUCAGGCCCUCGGACCUCGAGUACUGGUUCUGUUUAAAAACUACGGACAUCGUAGAGACAUUACGGACUUCAAUGGACUUCUAGUGUACUUGCGCAUUUCUUGAUACUUACCUAGCACUUGUUAUUCCCUACAUCUUAUUUGGCAUUUUACUUCGUAAUGUAAUGCGAAUGAUCAGGUAACUCUCCAGGCAUUAAACAAAUAUUGUUAGAAUCUUGCCUGGACCGGCGUCAUGCUAGUUG